This is a messenger RNA of Pseudogymnoascus verrucosus, 2862 nucleotides long. RefSeq lists its product as uncharacterized. The record is from RefSeq and is a predicted model, not a curated record. Bases 255 to 2465 code for a protein of 736 amino acids. Gene Ontology annotation, biological process: regulation of DNA-templated transcription. Lineage: Eukaryota; Fungi; Ascomycota; Leotiomycetes; Thelebolales; Thelebolaceae. Gene Ontology annotation, cellular component: nucleus. Gene Ontology annotation, molecular function: DNA-binding transcription factor activity, RNA polymerase II-specific; transcription cis-regulatory region binding; zinc ion binding. The transcript has 4 exons.
CUUCCACCAACUCCGAUCCGCCACUAACUCCGUCGGAGUUGAGAAGCAAACUUAUACAAAGUCGAUUCCCGUCUUACGAGACUCCUCGUUGUAAAAUUUGGCAUCAUAGUCCGUUGGGAUACGGAUUUCGGAGAAUGCAUUGCUAAACGGGCAGUAAAAUAGCACCCGCGAGUUGUGACGCUGUUGUGUUGAUAUCAAUCACCUCAACUCCGUUGGGCUCAAGCGGCUGCUCGUAUGCUCGUAUUGAUAGCGCAAUGGAGCUCAAUAAUUCGUCAGAAGGGCUUGGGAUAAGCUCGCACAGGGGGGAGGGUGUGGCGGAGCACGUGCUUGCGAAUGCGCCAUAUGGAAAGGCUUGUCUCAACUGCGUGAGGAGUAAAACUAGGUGUGCUGUGCUACCAAGUGGACCGAAAUGUGAGAGGUGUUUACGUCUCAACAAGGACUGCCAACCGGCACCGACGAUUCGUAAAAGGAAGGUGGCCAAGAGAUCAAAACCAUCAACAGCCUCAGUAGCUAGCAAGACGGCAGCAUUGGAAGAAAAACUCGAUGAUCUUACCCUGAUUCUCCAACGUUCUCAGGCAGCUCAAACCGCCCCUUCCUCUCUCACAUCCCGCUCCGUGACGAGUGAAUCGUCGAGUCAGUUGGAAAAUGGGAAUUUCGGUCAACCCAAUAACCCUAUUCUUGGUGGGAAUGUAAAUGGAACUGGCGCUGCAACCGCUACGAACCAUGGAUUAAAUGUGCAACAGGGGGGACCUGGGCUUGGUAAUUUUUUCAACUACGGAAAGUUGAAUAGUAAGCCGAGCGAAUCGACUGGAGCUCAGGGCGACACUCUUUGCUCUCAAUACGCACCGCCUACGCCAUCAGAAUCCAGCUCCUCCACGUCCAAUCGUGGACCUUGUAUUACACAAUACUUUAGGGACAAUGAUCCAGCCAUUAGCUGCUCAGCCCAAAAAGCAAACGACACGCCCCCGUCCUUUCCAACGAACGGCGAACUUGAAGAUAUUGCUGAGUUAGAAAUGACUCUAGAGACCUACCGUACAAAAAUGGCUCCUUUUUUCCCACUGGUAAUAAUCGACAAAAAUGUAACGGCUAGAGAGUUGAUGGAAGAACGACCUUUCUUGAGUUUAGUUAUCCGGGCAAUUUGCCCCAAGAGUACAGCUAGGCAAGCUGAAUUAGGCCUCGAAAUUAGACGAGUCCUGGGGAGGGAAAUGCUUAUCGAGGGUGCUAAAAACAUGGACCUCCUCUCAGGGCUGUUAAUUUUUUCUGCGUGGGGUCAUUUUUACCUCUACAACAAACCUAUAAUAUCGACGGUCAUCCACCUUGCAACAUCGGUAGCCUUCGACCUUGCCCUCACGAAACCAGUUCCAACUGAGCCGGCGCUCAUAAUGCUAGCUUACAAUGCACAGGGGUGCCCGAAGAAUGCAACUGUUGCCGUUAGGACUAUGGAAGAGAGGCGAUCUGUUAUUGGGCUCUUUUUGGUUAGUUCAGUAUGUUCCUGCUAUUUCCAGAGAAUUGAGCCUCUACGAUGGGUACCAUACUUUGAGGAGUGUCUGCAACUACUGGAGAAGACGAGAGAGCAUCCGACAGAUAUCCUACUGGUUUUCUUUACUCGGCUACAAUUGAUCAAAAACGCCAUAUAUCGCGACAUGAGUGAUAAUCUUCAUGGCGGAAUAGCCAGUCCACCGAGCGAAAUAUAUUUCAAGUCACUCCAGUCACAAUUAGAGGAACUAAAGCGGAAUAUCCCCCCUGAAUUAGAUGGCAACAUCAGCGUACAACUUCACCUUCACCACGCGGUCCUCACUUUACACGAACAUUGCCUCGGCACCUGCUCAACCAAGGCUGGCCCUCCAGAUCCCUCUAAAACACUUCAGCUUGCCAAGAGCCUCUGGACCUGCCUUGACGCUACCAAAUCUUGGUUUGCGCUUUUCGUAUCCGCUGAAAUUGUACCACUCUCAAGCUAUGCUGAAAUGCCCAUGGCGUUAAUGGCGCAAAUGGCACAUUUCCUUGUAGCGCUGUACCGCCUAAGUACCUUCGAGUGCCCUGGUGUGUCUUGGGACCGACAACUUGUACGGCAGGAAGUUGAUCUAGGGGUGAUGAUAAAUCUUCUGACCGAGAAAUGGGGCCAGGUCCCUGCAGCGGCAGGGAUUGACACUACUGGUCCGGGUGUUCAUAAUAUUUGGAUGUUAACAAACAGGAUGUUGGGAAAGAUUGCACAUUGGUGGGAAAUGAAAGUCGUAACUCCAGCCGCAGCCGCAGCCGCAGCCGACGCUGAGAGCCGGCUAGGCGGUCAAAAUCUUACAAUUGGACAUGAGAAUUCCGGUGGGAAUGAGGGUCUUCACGGAUUUGCCGCUCAGGGGCAGCUUCCGAUGCAGGACAUCGAUUUCGGGGCGACUAAUAUGGAUUUGUUGGACGACGUUUGGAUGAGAGAUCUUCUUGCGGGGGAUUUUCCAUAUCAGCUGGACUUCUGAUAUGGAGAUUCUGGAAGGAUAAAUGCGGAUUAUAUGGUUGGGUUUAUCAGGGAUGGGCAUAAUUAGAGGUGGAAUUUUAGGGUUUGGCGUUGGUGAUUUAACACAAAAAUCACGACAUACGGCAUGUUGAUAAACCCUUAUGGGAGCUGCCCUUGCUUGGUUUAUAACCUGCUGGGACAUAACUGAUAUAUAAUUGAUGAUUUGCUCACAUUGGAAUGAUUAGAGGGAUUGAGUGGAUGAAUUGGUUCCGAGCGGAGUUUGAAAGGGGUGGAGUGGAGUUAAUAUAGGAUCUCGGGCCCGAACCCCGACGGAUUCCGCUGGUUUAGGCAGCCUCGUCAUCAUCGGAUUUUAGAUUGUUGGAGAUGGUCGCGACCGGCGUUAAAAUUUAUAUGCGAGA